This is a messenger RNA of Letharia columbiana, 519 nucleotides long. RefSeq lists its product as uncharacterized. Bases 1 to 519 code for a protein of 172 amino acids. NCBI's taxonomy places the organism in Eukaryota, Fungi, Ascomycota, Lecanoromycetes, Lecanorales, Parmeliaceae. The transcript is spliced from 2 exons. The record is from RefSeq and is a predicted model, not a curated record.
AUGGCUGCCCUCAACACAAAAAGCCGCGCAAAUUACGAGGAGUGGCUUGAGAGCAUCGACGAUAACGACCUGAAAAGCUUUGUCUUCGCUAACACCGCUCUCGAAGUCGAGUUCGGAUCUGACGAUUUCAAGCUCGUCUAUUCUGGCGUAUCCGAAGGCGAACCGGUAGACUGCCACAUGAUCGAAGCCCGCGUGAACGGCAAGACGAAGGACAAACAGCUCAAGAAGUUUGUCAAGACCACCGGAUCGCUAGCCAAGAUCCGGACCUGUUUGGCAUUCGCGCUCUUCCCGAGGGCCACGGCGGACUACUGCUUGGGCAAUUACGUGCGGGAGGCGCUGCAGGCAAGCCCGGUCAAGGGCGAGGCCGUCGUGAACAAGGUGCACGUCCAGCUGAGUCCGAGCGUGACAUGGGAGGGCGAUCAACCCUUGGCCGAGGUCGGCACCCCGCCCUUUGUCUUCGAGAAGAUCCCGUUCCCCGGACACAAGGUGGACGGUACCACCAGGGGGUGCGAUAAGUGA